AUGCUUUCUAUUCUUCGCGCCUGGGUAAAGGCAAAUGGGCCAUUUGACAUCUCGCCUCGAGAGGCCCUGGCCGCACCAACCACAGAUGAGGAAACAUAUAUCCAAAGUGUUGUCAUUCUUACCUUGUCGGUUGUCUCGGCCAUGGCAGCAGGAUGGAUCCUGCUUAGCUUUGCAGUUUUCAGGCCACUACGGUCCUUCAGGCACCAGCUUAUUUUGGGUCUCGCGAUUAGUGACUGCAUUAUGGCCAUCAACUUCCUUUCUUCCUCGUCAUUGGACGUCAGCGGCCGAUUAAUUGGAGGGACCGACAUGGAAGGGUUCUGUAGCUUCAACGGCUUCAUGACGCAGGUCUUCGUCGUUCAAACGGAUUACUGGGUUCUCACAAUUGCCAUUUGCACAUACGCGAUCUUGGCCGAUCAUAAGCACAUCUCUGUCUGGGUCCAGGAGAACUGUCGGCUGUUAAUGGCAAUUCCAUGGGUGUUUUCACUCAUCUGGGCAUCGAUCGGCUUGGGAGUUGCUGGCUACGGCGACAUUGGAGCUUGGUGCUGGUUCACUUCCGAUGAAGUCCGUCUUCUCGUCAACUUUGUUCCGCGUUGGAUCAUUAUCGCCAUCAUGCUAGCCAUGUACACCCGCCUAUAUCUUGUGCUGUACCGAGCUCAUAGUCCAUUCGCGUCCUCACACGAAUCUACCACAGAAGAUUUGAACCGACCGUCGCUGACUGCUUCGGUGCCAAACGGUCGAAGAAUCAAGAAGAUGGCCCGCCUCAUGCUUAUGUAUCCUGUCGCGUAUAUUUUUGUCUGGACACUGCCAACAGCAAUCCGCAUUUACCAAGCCUCUAAAGGCAUCUCAGCACCCUUUGCAUUGCAAACGAUAGAUAAAUCUUGCAUCGUGAUCCAAGGCUUCGUCGACGCCCUUAUUUAUGGUGUAACCGAGCCUACAUUGUCUCAUUGGCGCAACUUACUCUUCCCUAAACCGUUACCCACCACAGACGGUGUAAUCCUCACAUACGUUACUACGACUGGGCCAGUCCGUGUCACGGCGUCGCGCUUGAGUGAUGGCGAAUCCACAACCGGUUUGAAGACAAUCAUCACAGCAAAGGACAGCAGGAGCUCGGAAGAUCAUGUCUUUUAG
This is a messenger RNA of Penicillium daleae, 1128 nucleotides long. RefSeq lists its product as uncharacterized. Gene Ontology annotation, cellular component: plasma membrane. The coding region runs from base 1 to 1128 and encodes 375 amino acids. Gene Ontology annotation, biological process: adenylate cyclase-activating G protein-coupled receptor signaling pathway; cell surface receptor signaling pathway. The record is from RefSeq and is a predicted model, not a curated record. The transcript has 6 exons. Lineage: Eukaryota; Fungi; Ascomycota; Eurotiomycetes; Eurotiales; Aspergillaceae. Gene Ontology annotation, molecular function: G protein-coupled receptor activity.